Molecule: messenger RNA, 1704 nt
Organism: Brassica oleracea var. oleracea
Lineage: Eukaryota; Viridiplantae; Streptophyta; Magnoliopsida; Brassicales; Brassicaceae
Product: dolichyl-diphosphooligosaccharide--protein glycosyltransferase subunit 1B
Exons: 9
Coding region: 140-1540 (466 amino acids)
Cellular component (GO): oligosaccharyltransferase complex; membrane
Source: RefSeq, a predicted model, not a curated record
UUCAAACGAUAACAUCUUAUGUCGUUUUGAUUCUUAGAAAAUCAUCCGUAAAUCGUGAGACUUUUUGUAGUUGACCGGAUCGUUGAUUCUCCUCACCUACCGUCGAGAUCUCACUGUCUCUUACUUCACCGUGACGACAAUGGCUGCUCGUAACUGGAUCUUCGCCGUAGCUGUAGCUGUAGCUGUAUUCUUAUCGCUUUCUACGUUUUCCUCCGCUCAGGAUCUCCAGAUCGUAAAUGCCGAGCGAAGGAUUGAUUUAAGCUCACAUAUCGUGAAGGCCUUCUUGACUCUUAAGGUUGAAAACAUUGGAAAAGAUCCUGCUGCGGAUAUGCUUCUUGCUUUCCCACCUACCCAGAUCAAGAAUUUGGCUAUGGUCCAAGCCUUGGCAGUUAUGGGCAAGAAGAAGAAGAAAACCUACUUGCCUCUAGAUGUGAAGCCAAGUGAGCAACCUGAUGCACCAAAUGACGCUGGCUACUUCCUUGUUUCGUUUGCUACCCCCUUAGGCCCUGGUGAAACCGUUACGCUUGAGGUGCUAUACAUAUUGACUCAUUCCUUGGAACCUUUCCCUGUGGAGAUAACCCAGUCAGAGUCUCAGUUGGUUUACUACCAUGAUAGUGCAGUGGUACUGUCACCUUAUCGUAUUAAGCAACAGGCGACUUUCUUUAAGACUCCUAGUACUAGAGUAGAGUCGUUCACCAGCGUCGAACCUGCUAACCGAGCUGGGAAAGAGAUCAAAUAUGGACCGUAUGAGGAUCGUGCUCCAUAUUCCUACGCACCUGUUAUCGUCCACUUUGAGAAUAACAGUCCGUUUGCUGUUGUUGAGGAACUCGUGCGUGAAAUUGAGAUUUCGCACUGGGGUAGCCUUCAGAUUACAGAGAAUUACAGGUUGACCCAUGGGGGAGCUCGGCAUAAGGGCGUUUUCUCAAGGGUGGAAUAUCAAUCUAGACGUUCUAUCAGUGGUUCAUCCUCUUUCAAUGCGCUCCUUGCAGUACUUCCUCCCAGAGUUAACUCUGUCUACUACAGGGAUGACAUCGGAAACAUCUCAACUUCACAUUUGCGUACAGGCUUUAAGAAGUCAGAACUUGAAUUUGAACCGCGAUACCCGUUAUUUGGAGGGUGGAGAGCAACAUUUGUCAUCGGCUAUCGAGUUCCAUUGGAGGACUAUCUCUUUGAAGCACCCGAUGGCAGACGUUACUUGAACUUUACCUUUGGCUGCCCGCUCGUUGAAACUAUCGUUAACAAGUUGACUCUCAAAGUCGUGCUCCCUGAAGGAUCAAAGGACCCUUCUGCUGUUUUGCCCUUCACAGUGAAUCAAGACUUACAGGUCAAAUACUCAUACCUUGACAUCGUGGGAAGAACCGUGGUUGUGUUGCAAAAGGAUAAUGUAGUUCCCACUCACAACGUACCCUUCCAGGUGUACUAUACGUUCAAACCAAUAUACAUGCUUGCGGAACCACUCAUGCUUGUAUCGGCUUUCUUCUUUGUCUUUGUGACUUCUCUUGCGUAUGUACACAUCGAUCUCAAUAUCGUCAAGAAGUAGAAAUCUCAGAGAAAAGUCCUUCACUUGCUUUUAAUAGACUCCUAAAAGAUAUAGACUUUUUUUUUUUGUUAAAAACAAAGAGUUUCGUAGUUGUAUCUUUGACGCUCUUUGUUUUAAUGAACUCUUGGAGUUGGAGAUCGAAUCGAUUUUCUCAGUUUUGUUCA